CAGUCCAUUUGUUUACCAACACGCCUCGAUCGAUGUACCGUGAGAACCGUUCGAUGCCCAACUCUUGAAUAAAAGUCACAUUAUGUCUUGCAUACUGAACUGAUUUUAUCAGUGAAUUAAAUAUUCAAUUUGAUGACUUUCUGUUAGUAAGAUGUCAACACCUCGACCCUUUUAUAAGCUGUCGCCGCCAGUUAAUAUUCUUCUUUGCUCAUAAAUUACAAGUAUAAUGUGACAGAUGUAUUUGUAGCAACUACAUUUAAGAGUGUUUAACCAGCGAUUGUACGAUAUGAAGCCCUCAGCUGUUAUUGUUUAUGUUAUCGCACUCGCGAUCAUCGUCGGGGGCGAGAUCAGGAUUCGAGGCAAAGUGAGAAAAAGGUACACUAUGUACAGGAGGCACCGGGCUAUCCAGUCACCAUGUAGCUUCAAUGAGACUAUUAUAGAUGAUGAAUGGUCUCUGAUGGAGGCUAUAGGGAAGUCUAAGUAUAUAUUUACUGGAAAAGUUCUAAAUGUAAAGAAAUACAAGUCUGAAGAAUUUGCAAGUAAAAGAUCGAAUUUAUACAGGGUUUAUAUGAGACGAGUGCUGAAAGGGGAUAUAAGUAAUUUAAGACAGUUUGUGAAGGUAGAUGGCGAUUCAGAAGGGACGUUAAGUGGUUCGACUUUUAUGUUGGAACGCCCUGAUGCGCCGGAGUCGUGUGCGCCAGCACCGCGGCCUCGACUUUCAGCCAUUUUUUUGAGUGACGGGGCGUACGUCGAUGUGGGAAGGGGACCUUCGCCAAGGCUGCGCCUGCUCACUGAUCCAGUGCCCUUGACUCUUUACCACCUGGAUAGAAUAAAUGCAGCAGUAAAAGAUUUACAUUAUCAACCAAGACCACCUGCUCCUGAAGAAGCAUGCGAAAAGACAUUCUGCCGAUGGGGGGCCGAGUGUGUAUCUCUUGGGGACGGACGAGCGCAUUGCGCGUGCCCCGUAAGCUGCACAAACUCGGCAGCCGCAGUAUGUUCCACCACAGGCCGCACUUACCGCAAUCAUUGCCAUUUACGGAAAGAAGCCUGUGAACGGCGACUCAACCUGCGUGUGAAGCAUGAAGGCGAAUGCGCCGGGGAUCCAUGCCUAAACGUGACAUGUUCUCCUGGUGGUCGAUGCGUGGCUUCCAAUGGUCAGGCGGAGUGCCGCUGCUUGAGGACUUGCCAAAGAAGAAAGCCCGUGUGUGGUACUGAUGGAAAGGAAUAUCCAUCAUUAUGCCAUCUAGAGAAAUAUACCUGCGAAAAUCAACUGAAUAUUACUGUCAAAUACCAUGGAAAGUGCGAUCCAUGUUCUGAACACGAAUGCGUCGACGGCGGGAUAUGCCAAUUGACUGAAGCUCGCCAGCCCGUAUGCCGAUGUGGUCCCCCCUGUGACUUAGUGGUGCGAGCGGGGUCAGCGGUCUGCGGUUCUGACUACAGGGACUAUCCAAGCGAAUGCUCACUGCGCCGCGAAUCAUGUAGGACACGACAACAGCUUACUAUUGUGUACAGAGGAGAAUGUGCAUCAGCUCAACACCCGUGUGAUUCCGUAAAAUGUGGUCUUCGCGAGCAAUGUUCUUUGGAUGCGCGAGGUGUAGCGGUGUGCGGAUGUGGUCCAGAGUGUGAGGCAAUCGUACGCCCAGUGUGUGGUUCUGAUGAUCACACCUACGACAGUCCCUGCUUCCUAGAAAGGGCUUCAUGCCUCGAGAACCGAGAUAUACGGGUGGCUUACGUGGGGCCAUGUGGUUUAGAAAAUCCAUGCGCGCGAGCUAUAUGUCCUUGGGGCGGAGCGUGUGUGUCACGUGGUGGCGCGGCGCAGUGCGCAUGUCCGGUUUGCGCGCCAACUCUUGCACCCAUCUGCGCGUCGGACUACAACACAUAUGGCAGUGAAUGUAAAAUGCGCAUGCAUGCGUGCCAAGAAGGCAUCAAAGAGGACGAACUACGAGUGCUGUACAAUGGGACUUGCCAGUCGUGUGUAGAUGUUGUAUGCCAAGGCGGUGGAGAUUGCGCUUUGGACCCAAUAACAGGACGGCCGGUCUGUCGCUGCAAUCAUAACUGCACUGAAGCACAGGAGUCGGAUGUAGUAUGCGGAACUGAUGGUCAAACAUACGCCUCCCAAUGUGAAUUGGACUCGACAGCGUGUCGUGAGCAGAGCGACUUACGGAUUGCGUACAAGGGCGAUUGUGCACUGUGUGAAGGGGUGCAGUGCACCUUUGGAGCACAUUGCGCAGCUGGGGAGUGUGUAUGUCCCACUGAUUGUACUGGAGCAGCUCGUGAGCCAGUUUGUGGAAGUACCAUGCAAACAUAUCCCAAUGAGUGUGAACUCCAAAAGACAGCCUGCAAAUUACCACCUCCAGCAUCACUCCAUGUCAUAUUUUAUGGAGAUUGUAAAGAUCGACUUGCAGUUGUUCCACCUAUCGCAAUGACUACGACCGCGAUGACCACUACCGAGGCUGAGGAAGGGUCGACGGAUUCAUUGGGAGCGACGGAACUCGGCGGUACAGCGAACCCAUUGGCAUGCCGCGAUAUUCGUUGCGACUUUGGCGCAAGCUGUGAAAUUGGCGGGGACGGGUACCCUCGGUGUUCCUGCCUCUUUGAAUGUCCACACGAAAUUGAAUAUUUCCCCGUCUGCGCCUCUGACUUUAGACUGUAUUCAAGUUUAUGCGCCAUGCGAAAAGAAGGAUGCCAAAAGCAGCUUGAACUCCGGUUGCGUCCAUUGGAGCUUUGUAAAGGUAUGGAAGUAAGGCCUUGCGGUAACAAUAAAGCAAUGGUGGAUACAACAACGGGUUUGGAAAUUGACUGUGGAAACGGACCCCAUCGGCAAGAUUGUCCAGUCGGCAGUUACUGCCAUAUUACUUUGACUGCAGCCAGGUGUUGCCCCAAAAAUGAUACAAAGCAAACAGAAGAGAAGAAAGCCCAUCAUUGUUCUGAAAGUACAUACGGUUGUUGUUCUGACGGUUCAACAAUAGCUACCGGUCCCAAUGAAGAGGGUUGUCCAAUUACAAGCUCCACUUGCGGGUGUAACAGACUUGGUUCUGUGUCAGAUCGGUGCGAUGAGAACGGGCAAUGUGCUUGUCGCCCUGGUGUUGGGGGGUUGAAAUGUGACCGUUGCGAGCCUGGCUACUGGGGUCUGCCACGAAUUGGAUCUGGACAUACGGGAUGUAUUCCAUGUGGCUGUUCCGCCUUCGGAUCUGUGAGAGAAGACUGUGAACAGAUGACAGGACGUUGUGUUUGUAGAAAUGGUGUUCAGGGACAGAAAUGUACUGUAUGCGCUGAUCAUCGCCGAAGAUUGGGACCCAAUGGAUGUUCUGACCCUGAAACUGGCGGCGUGGUAGCAUCAUGUGCGGAGCUGUCCUGUUACUUCGGAGCUGUGUGCACAGAACGCACCGGUGGAGCUCUAUGCGAGUGUGCCGCCGCGCCUUGUCCUGACAGCGAUACGAAUAUGUUGGUUUGCGGUAGCGACAGUAAAACUUAUGAAGAUAUAGAUAUAGUAGUGCAAGCUUUCGGGCCUUGUAAGCUGAGCGAAAUAGCUGGUACUGCCGGUCCCCCGAGGCCAUCGUCUCCAAUACAAUUCACCCAGCAAGAUGAUGGGGCAGCGUCCAAAUCGACGAGGCAUUUAUUGAACCCUGACAAAUAUUACAACAAAUAUGAUUGGACCAGGAAAGAAACGCCGAGUGACUUUGAUAGUGUGAUGUCUGGGCAGAAAUUUAAGGGUUCCCAAACGGCAACGACUGCUACUGUCGGCGCCGUAGGCGCGUUGCUUGGUGAUUUGUGCGCAGAUGAUGAUGAUUGUGCUGCGUUGCCUGGAGCACAGUGCGCGCACGGUGGAUGUGUCUGCAGACCUGGGUAUGCGCCCACUGUACACAGAAAGGCUUGUGUGGAGCAAAUAACGCAAGACACUACAGAGGAAUAUAGUGCAUGUUUAUCGGAGCCUUGUUACAAUCUCGGCACGUGCAUCGAUUUACCAGGCUCUACAUACACAUGUGUAUGCACUGGACCAUACACAGGACUGAAUUGCGAAUCUCUCACAAAAGAUGGGUUAUUAGGGUCAUACAUUGAAACUCCAUUCUUUGAUGGUUCAUCGUACAUACGUUUGAAACCUUUGAAGGCUUACCACAAAUUGAACAUCGAUAUAGAAUUCAAAGCAUUCUCAGAGAAUGGAAUCAUAUUGUAUAAUCAACAGAAGUCUGAUGGUACGGGCGAUUUUGUGUCUCUUGCUCUGGUCAACGGCUAUUUGGAAUUUAGGUACAAUCUUGGUAAUGGAGUAAUAGUUUUGACAUCUCUCGAAAAAAUAACACUGAAUGAGUACCAUAAGGUAUCAGCGAAACGAUAUCACCGUGACGGUAUUUUGUCCGUCGAUAACAUGGAAGACGUAGCAGGCCAGUCUACUGGACAUCUGAAAGCAUUAGAUCUAGCAGAAGAUGCUUACAUUGGCAGCGUACCUACUAAUUAUUCAAGGGUUUUCGAUAAUAUUGGCACUCGAAGUGGAUUUAUUGGAUGCGUGAAGUAUUUGAGAAUAAUACGUCAUCAAGUGACAAAGAAAUUGGGCCGUCCAGACUCAUUAGUAGUUUCUAUAGAAAAUGUCAGGGAGUGUCAAUCGAAUCCGUGUAUGAGUAUACCUUGCAAGAACGGCGCCACGUGUAGUUCAGUGGAUGGGUCGGCGACCGAAUACACUUGUAUCUGCCCUAUCGGAUUUCAAGGAGGCAAUUGUGACGAGAGAUUAGAUCCAUGCGACUCGAAUCCCUGCGGAUAUGAUGAGGGGCUAUUGUGUGAUAUAGGAUCAGAGGGCGGAUACGUGUGUAGAUGUUUGUUUGGUGGUGAAAUUGGUUCCAACGGAAAUACUUGUAAUAAUGAUGUAAACGUAGUACAAGAGACGUGGUCCCCUCAAUUUAACGGAACGAGCUACAUCGAAUUACCACCACUCGAGGGGUUAGGAAAGGCGUUCCGCAUCGAAAUCUGGUUUUUAACGAAUCGCUUCUCCGGGAUGCUCCUCUACACCGGACAGUCUAAUAAAGCCAAGGGGGAUUUCAUAGCGAUUAACUUAGUCAAUGGAUACCUACAGUUUAGGUACAACUUGGGAAGCGGAAUUGCUAAUAUCACUUCCUCGGUACCAAUAAUCAAAGGCCGGUGGCACCGUGCUCGGGUUGCACGCGCGGGUCGCCAUGGCAGUCUACAGCUGGACCAUUAUCCUACACAGAAAGGACAUUCGCCUUCUCCACUCACGCACUUGGAACUCACAUUACCACUGUUCAUUGGAUCUUUGCCGGCAUACAUCCGGCCCCAUAAAAUGUCAGGCGUGACGAGCAGUUUCAUAGGCGCAGUGCAACAGGUCUUUGUCAAUGGUAUACCAUUGUCCUUGUACAGUGGUGAGACUGCGAAAUGUGCAAUUAUUCAGGACGAAGAUAAGUUGCCUUGCGCCACCAGCGGUGUUACGAAAUAUACCGGGCCUCCUUGUGGCGAUGGUUUAACUCCAUGCAAGAACAAUGGGUCUUGCAUUCCACUUCUGAACGAAUACAAAUGUGUGUGCCCAGAAGGCUACGAAGGUAGAAACUGUGAGAUUCAGCUCAACGUGGCCAUGCUCAACGACCGAACGCCAAUUAUAUUCGACGGAAAUAAUUACUAUUCAUACAGGAGCAAAGGAAAUCGAAGGAUACGUGGCGGCCGCGGCGUUAGAUAUGAAAUUAAAUUUCGAACUUACAAUGAUUCCGGUCUCCUCAUGUGGAGACGGAAAAUUGGUAUACGACCUCGCGACUUCAUCGGUGUAGGUUUGAGCGAGGGUAAACUGCAGCUCAUAUAUACGGAUACGGAUGUGAAGGAAAUGAACUUUGCCACGCAAGACGAUUGGUUCCAGUGUAUAGAGUCAAAGACCCGAGUGGAUGAUGGUAUGUGGCAUACCGUUACAGUGAGAAGACGGAAAAGGCUUGCAAUGCUGCAAGUGGACGAAUUGCCGCCUGUCAGAGGGUACUCGCAGUCGCUGCUGGUACCUUCGAAAUCGAACCCUAAGUUAUGGAUUGGGGGAUCGCCAACGCUACCACUUGGCUUGCCCGCGGCGCUUUACACUGGCUUGCGUGGCUGCGUCGCAAGCAUAAAAGCGAACGGCCGACACAUCGAUCUCACUACACCUAUACGACCUACAACUACGAUUCGACAUUGCGACUGACAAACGCUAAUAAACAACAAUCAAAUGUGAUUCUACAACACAUCACUAAAAUGACGGGUAAUAUCGGAGCAGUGGCUAUGAGGAUAAAUCACACUCGGCAGACACUCUGUGAAAAAUCGACGCCAAUCUCGUGAGGCGAUCUAGGGAGCGAUUCAAGACGCUCCAGAGUAUCGCUCCAAUAUUGCUCAUGAGUUUAGUGUGUAGAUUGUAUAAGCCUGGUCACAGACAGUCAGUAUACUCUAAUGCGACUCUCGUUCAGAUUGGCGCAAUUUCGAUAAAGUCGGGUUGGAGCAACUAAAUGCGGCAAUCAAACGAGAAUCGUAUAGGGCAAUCGUUUGACGAACCGAAUAAUGUAUUACAACCUUAAAUCUGAAUCGCAAAGUGUCAAUUCUGAAGAAUUUAAUACAAAGGACUGUGAGAUAUGAAAAGUAUUAUAUUAUAGAUUUUGUGUUUAAUAGUGUUUUUUUAAAAGUACCUGUUAAUGUACCUACCGAUACAUAUCUGUUCCGUACUUCUGAUUUAUGCGAUAUUUUAUUAAAUGUCCCUUAAAGGGAUAAAUGCUUAAAAAAGAGGUAUUUAUGUAUUAACCAAAAGAAUAUGUUGCCAUACUAUAUUACGUGAUAGGUUUAGGUGUAAAGGCGCAUUUACUGAUUUAAUAAGGCGACUUAAGGUGGGUAUUCAUCGCCAUCGCCAAUAUUUCUCAACAAAUACAUAAAUGAAAUAUAACGCGUUCUGUUUUAAUAUUAUUACUGUAUAAAAGAUAUUAUUAUGAUAAAAUCGGUGCUCGGAUUACACAUCAGAGGUAUAAAAAUGAAAGUAUGUAUGUGCGAAAGUACUGAAUAAUAAUAAAAGACUCUUGAUAUUUUGUUGUUACUAGCAGAAAAUAUUAUAUUUAGAUUGUAGAUUAGUCUAUAAUAUAGAGAAAUCUUAUCGAAAAUGGCCGAAAAUGGGAGUGUAAUCGUAAGUUUUAUCAAUUCAGCGUUGAUGGGCUUUAAUAUUAACAUUCCAAUAAUGAUAUGAUUACUAGGGGCGUCUUGUUUUAUGAAUUUAAUUUCCUGAAAUGCAACGUCUGGGCAUAAAGUGAGAAUCAUUUUUAUUUUUCUUAUUUCAUUCAUUGCAUUCCUUAUUACGUUUAAAGCGCUUAAUUUAACUUAUUUUGUGUUAUUGCCAGUGCCAUAGUAAUGUAAAUACAGUCUAUUUAGUUGUAACAUAGUGUUAUCUCAGCAAUUAUAAUAAGUUUAAUUCUAUUAGAUUGAUGAGUUUGACGUCUUGUCAGUCUGACAUUCUGAUCCCUCCAUUGUAUUAAUCUAUCUUAAUUAUAUUAUUUAAUAUCUUCACGGUUACUAUUACAACUAUAAUUAUGUUAUUUUUAUUAUAAAAAUUCAUAAUGAGAAUAUUAUAUAAAUCAUGUAGGUGUUACAGCUCACGCGCUAUAGAAAAAUAAUAGGCUUUCUAAAUUAUAUUACAAUAGGUAGCUCUUUGGGGUUAAAAGAGUUCGUUAUAUGUAAUGUGAUACCAUUAUAUUAAAAUAAUAUAAAAAGUUUAAUUAUUACUUUUUAUACGUGAUUUAUAUUUUUUUAUUUAAUUAAAUAAAACCGAGUCGAGGUGCGAACACCCUGCGGAACUUUUAGAAAAAAAUAUGAAUGUACUAAAAACAGAAAAAUACUCCAGUAACCUUCUCCCUUCUUUUUGGAAUGAAGGUAUGCGCGCAGCACAAGUUUUUAUGACAAAAUGUUUAUCAGAUCACUACAAAGUUUAUAAUGUUAUAGAAAAAAGUUUAUGCUUUCUUACGAAGAUAACAUAUAUGAUGAUUUUGUUUAAACAUAGUACUUUAACUGUAUUGAAAUGAAGUGAUGAAAUAUUGUUGUUAUUCCCAUCUUGUAAUAUGUUUAUAUUGCAUUGUGUGAUUAUUAAUUUUUAUCUCAUUACUUUUUCUAUUAUUAUGAUUAUGCCUAAAAUUUUCUAGGGUUCUGUAUAAAUAUGUCAAGGCGGAACCCUUAUUACGAUACUUUAUUUUCCGUCCAUCAUUUAGUCUGUCCGCCAAUUUCUUUUUGGCAAACUCAAUUUUUGUGCUUAAAGUAUUAGUAAUAUUAAUAUCAUCAGAUUCUAUAACUGGCAGUUGUGCUAAAAAUUAAUUGAAUACUUAUCAUAGAGGGAAACUUGGACACGUGUAUUGAUGUAGCAUCGCACAUCAUGAUCGUCAUAUUUAUUCAAAACAUUAUAACGACAAAUCUUAAUAAGCAUAAUGAACGAUUCGUACUCUAAAUAAAUAAUUGUAAAUAAAAUAAUAUUUAAUGAUUGAAAUAUUGUUUUAAUUUUAUGAUUUAUUGGAUAAAUUUAAUAUUACUUUUAUUUAUAUGCGAAAUUUACUAACUACAUUUUUAAGUAUUUUUUUUAUUUAUAUAAAUUAAUUAAGAACACUUAUAAUUACUAUACGGAACUAAUCGUCGUAUUAUAAUUGCCAUCUUAAUUUGCAAUUAAAUGAGACUUAUUCAGGCAGGUCAUUAUGUAAAAUAUGUAAAUAAAUUAGACUAGAUUUUUUUAUGAUUCGCUUAACUGUAUUCAGUUAUUAAACGGUAAUCUAUAAAAUCACUAACCAUUUAUUUAUAUUGAAUCCAUCUAUCGUAUACACAAAUUGUAAACAUUUAACAAUGAUUCAUAUGUUUUUAUCAGAAUUUAUUUCUUGUUUAUAUAAAACGAAUUUGACAAUUGUUAGUAAGAGUUGUAUGUAUUAUACAUUAAAACAUGUCUAUCUAAUGUUAUGUAUAGGAAAAUAUUAAUAAACUAGCCUAGAUCAAAUUUAGGUUAACAUAUCGUUCAUUCUUUUUUAUAAAACGCUAAUGCGAGAUGCUCUUUUAAUAAAUGCUAAGUUGUCUUUUCUACUUUUCGUCUAGCGUAAUUGUAAUGUAUUAUACCUUAAUACUAAUAAAAUAAAACAAUGACAAUAUUAAAUAUAUAUCAAAGUGGCAUUUAGACUUACGUUUUCGUGUUAGUAAUGCUUCGUGAUCGAACGAAACAUAUCCAGAUCACUUUAGAUACCUACUAUUUUAGGUCGACCCACCUUCAGCUGUUUCGGAAUAGAAGUAAAUAUAAUAUGACGUCACAGCAAGUUCAUUGCUUAUUAACUAUGCUUCAUGUUGAAUAGAUAAAAAUGCUAGACAUCACACGUAAAGUCUGCUGCGCUGUAUAAAAAAUUCAUUCCGAAUCAGCGAGAGGUAGGGUUCAGAGCAAUAAAUCUACCUACCUUUAGGUACAAUAUCGUAUCACUGGUUCUAACAUAUCUUCCAGUCCAAUUUGUUACGCAAUGUGUGUUUUGAUGUAACUAUCUUAGUUUAAUGAAUACAAAUGAUAAAUUAAAGAGACUGCAA
Molecule: messenger RNA, 9528 nt
Organism: Achroia grisella
Lineage: Eukaryota; Metazoa; Arthropoda; Insecta; Lepidoptera; Pyralidae
Product: agrin-like
Exons: 26
Coding region: 287-6160 (1957 amino acids)
Biological process (GO): multicellular organism development; cell differentiation
Molecular function (GO): calcium ion binding; protein binding
Source: RefSeq, a predicted model, not a curated record